AUGCCCAGGUUAAACUCGCCACUUUCCAACUCCCUCCCCCCUCUUGUCUUCGGGACCGCCACCUUCAAUUACCAGUACAAUGUCGAUCCAUACGCAUUGGGUCCCACUUCUCUUGUCCAGAAGGCCCUCGCCCAAGGAAUCCAUGCUUUUGACACCUCCCCCUACUAUGGACCGGCGGAAGAGAUUCUCGGGACUGCUCUGGACACUGACCUAGUCAGACGACACCACCCGCGGGAUCAGUACUUCAUCCUUACAAAGGUCGGCCGCGUCGCCGCCGACAUCUUCGAUUAUUCCCCAUCUUGGGUCCGACAAAGCGUCCAAAGAAGUUGUAAACGUCUAAGGACCAACUACCUCGACGUUGUCUAUUGCCACGAUUGCGAAUUCGUGUCGCCGGAAGAUGUCCUCUGCGCCGUAAGAGAGCUCCGUCGUAUUCGGGAUGAAGAAGGCACCGUUCAUUAUAUCGGUAUCUCCGGUUACCCCGUGCUGGUUCUUUGCGAGCUGGCUGAAAUGAUUCUACGAGAGACUGGAGAGCCAUUGGACAUUGUUCAGUCGUAUGCGAACUUCACCCUUCAGAACACUCGACUGCUUUCGGAUGGUCUCCAGCGUCUUGUGAAUGCCGGUGUGGAUGUUGUGACAAAUGCUAGCCCUCUGGGAAUGGGCUUGUUGAGAUCGACCGGACCCCCUCUAGGAGCUAUGGGCAAUUGGCAUCCUGCCCCGGAUGGCCUCCGACAAGCCUGCAUCGACGCCGCGAAAUGGGCAGCAGCCCAAGGAGAAAAGCUCGAAGUCGUUGCAGUCAGAUUCGCCCUUGAAACCUGGCUUCGGGAAGGCGCCAAGGUUGGUUCUUUGGGUAGCCCACUAGGAACCGCCGACGCGUCCUAUGGGCACUCUCUCAGUUUGCCUCCGCAGAAAUUAGGCGUCAGUGUCAUGGGUGUCAGUAAGGUGGAAGAGCUCGACGAGACGAUGCGAGUGUGGAGAAGCGUUCUCGAUGGGCUAGCCGACGAUCUCGAUGCCGAACCAGGGACCAUCACUCCCUCCGACUCCGUAACCGAUCAUGAGUGGUCUCUGGCGCGUCGCCAAACCAUCCGCGAACUCGCCAAAGGGAUUCGAGGAGUCAUCGGCUCUCAGUGGGUUGACUAUGCCUGGGAGUCUCCUGAUCCAGGCUUUGUCAAUCAAAGAAAGGAGAAGGAUGAUGUAGUGGUCCAUGAGGCAGAAGUGGCAGCUGCUCCCGACACAACGAUGCUCACACCUCCCUCCGAAGCGGACGACAAUGGAGUGCCAACGGACGUGCCCACUUUGUGCUCUGAAGCAUGA
Messenger RNA from Fonsecaea multimorphosa CBS 102226, 1311 nucleotides. RefSeq lists its product as uncharacterized. Gene Ontology annotation, cellular component: cytosol. The transcript is spliced from 2 exons. The coding region runs from base 1 to 1311 and encodes 436 amino acids. NCBI's taxonomy places the organism in Eukaryota, Fungi, Ascomycota, Eurotiomycetes, Chaetothyriales, Herpotrichiellaceae. The record is from RefSeq and is a predicted model, not a curated record. Gene Ontology annotation, biological process: dehydro-D-arabinono-1,4-lactone biosynthetic process. Gene Ontology annotation, molecular function: D-arabinose 1-dehydrogenase [NAD(P)+] activity.